AGCAACACACGUCCUCCUCCUCGUGUACUGUAAUGGUUUCAUACAGUCUAUGGGGGUCUAUAUGUCUGUUCUAUGAGGAACCCUCUCAUCACCACCAACACGCACGUUGACGCUCUCGUGCAUCUCAUGUGUACAUUCUGUACUUUUUCGAGGGGGCGUGAGUCGUGUGGUUUGUGACGCAAUUAGCGCGCGACAAAAUACAGUUCCCCGCGUGGGCUACCGUCGCGUGAUACACACACAACAACCAUGACUGCCGUUGGCUUCUGUGGAGAGUGGUUUAUUUUCGCCUGCGACAAGAAACUCGUAGCAAUUGACAGCAAACAGGCCAGAGAAUCGUUUGUGUUUGACUGCAGCACUGCUGAGAAGAAGCCAAAGAAUGUGAAGGAUGAUACCAGCAGUGAUGGCGGUGCCUCAGAGGAAACAGGAAGUGACAAAGUCCUUGCCUUCGCCGUGGCUUCAUCUGGAAAGCUGGUGGCGCUGACCGAUGACACCAAGAGACUGGUCCUGUUUCACUGUGAGCCGUCAUGGCAGUGUAUCAGCAUCAGGUGGGUGGUGAGGAGAUGUACCUCCCUGAUAUUCAGCCAGGCAGAGGACGAGCUGCUGGCGACUGACAAAUCAGGAGACGUGUACUCCUUCUCAGUGGUGGAGCCGCAGAGAGAGGGCGAGCUGAAGAUGGGCCACCUGUCUAUGCUGCUAGCUGUAAGCAUGUCGCCAGACGACAAGUACAUCAUCACAGCAGACCGUGACGAGAAGAUCAGAGUGAGCCACCUCAGGUCUCCAUACAAAAUCCAGUCCUUCUGCCUGGGACAUCAACAGUUUGUCAGUGCUCUGCUGGUCCCUCCAGGUCAUCCACACUGGCUUCUGUCUGGAUCGGGGGACGGGACCAUGAAGCUGUGGGAGUACGAGUCUGGCCGUAAGCUGCAGAGCUGGGACCUCAAGGAGCUUGAAGAUGCACCGAGCUCUGAGGCUGUCAAACACAAGUCGACGGUGUGCCGUAUCACCUGCUCUGCUGACGCUCGUCAUGUAGCUGUGCAGUGUGAAAGAGUGUCCACCGUCCAGUUGUUCACCCUGGACCAGGAGGGCCAAGACAAGCUUGUGCCACACAGCAGGCUCCUCCUGCCCCACUGUCCCCUGGAUAUGGCCUUUGACCCGGAGGGCCGUCUGUGGGUGCUGAUGGACUCCAGGGAUGCACCGCUCCAAAUCUACACACUCGGACAGAACUCCUGGGAGUGUGAUGCUGAGAGCCAUGAAGUGAACAGAGUGACUGAAGCCUUCAAGCCACACUGGGAGACACUUGAGGCCUCCACAAGGACCGACAGCCGCUUCGAGCACCUGUACAAGGUGAGCUUUGACAACGUGACGGCAUACCUGCAGAAGAAGCAGCAGAGACUGGAGGAGCAGCAGCUGAAGAGGACGACGGCACAGAAAGCAAACGGCAACAAGAAGGCCAAGAAGGAGACGUCAGGAGCUGGAGUUCAGUCAUCGACCUGAACACACGCUGAGAGAGACAGAGAGAUAUUGCUUCCUUCAUGUUUGAUGCUUUGAUGAUGUAUUGAUGAGGCCCGUGGAGAGCAUGUGCUCGACCACAUGGCCUGUGUUGAGGGAUUUUUAUGUUUGCCUUAAGCUUCUGGCUGAUUUAGAGAAAUAAACGUUGCAGCUAAUUAAA
This is a messenger RNA of Anarrhichthys ocellatus (wolf-eel), 1666 nucleotides long. It is a transcript of the gene wdr4, whose product is annotated as WD repeat domain 4. Gene Ontology annotation, cellular component: cytosol; nucleus; tRNA methyltransferase complex. The coding region runs from base 247 to 1491 and encodes 414 amino acids. The transcript has 11 exons. Gene Ontology annotation, biological process: tRNA modification; RNA (guanine-N7)-methylation. NCBI's taxonomy places the organism in Eukaryota, Metazoa, Chordata, Actinopteri, Perciformes, Anarhichadidae. The record is from RefSeq and is a predicted model, not a curated record. Gene Ontology annotation, molecular function: protein binding.